Eurytemora carolleeae is the source of this 1113-nucleotide messenger RNA. RefSeq names its product cell division cycle protein 123 homolog. The transcript has 4 exons. Gene Ontology annotation, cellular component: cytoplasm. The coding region runs from base 27 to 1019 and encodes 330 amino acids. The record is from RefSeq and is a predicted model, not a curated record. Lineage: Eukaryota; Metazoa; Arthropoda; Copepoda; Calanoida; Temoridae.
AGUAAUUGUUUGUGCAUUCAGAAAUUAUGUUGACUGCAGACGUUUUAAAUUGUUCUUUCCCUAAUUGGUACACAACUUUUGAGAAGGUUACAAUCCCUAGCACUAUUAUUCCUCUACCAGAACCUGUUCUUGAAUACCUUCUCGAGGACGCUCAACUCGUCCUACCAGUUGAGUGUAACUCUGAGAACAUGGAUGGAGUAGAAGACGAUUAUGAGGAUUUUGGUGAUAUCAACUGGGAAGAGAAUACAGUUAGCUCGGAACUACAACAGAAAUCAUUCUCAGAGUUUUCAAGAAAAAUCACAGAAUCACUGAGGGAAAUGGGCGGACAGAUGUUUAUUAAGCUUAACUGGUCCAGUCCUAAAGAUGCUACAUGGAUAGUGUUCAAUAACAGUCUCCGAUGCUCCAGCCUAUCACAGUUGUAUCUACUUCUGAAAAGCUCAGAUUUUAUCGUUCAUGAUUUGACAAGACCCUUCAAGUUCUGUAUCGAUGAAGAAACUGUAAAACCAUCCGUACAGUAUUCACUAAUUCUCAGGAAUUGGUUAGAUGUAAAUCCAGGCUCAGAAUUUCGAUGUUUUGUCAAGGAAGAGGAACUAAUAGCUAUUUGCCAAAGAGAUAAUAGCAAUUACUACGAUCACAUAGCAAUCCAACAAGAAAGCAUUAAACAGGAUAUAAUUUCUUUCUUCCGGGAGCACAUUAAAAAUAAAUUUCCAUCAGCUGACUUUGUAUUCGAUGUUAUCCGAACUAAAAAGGACAAAGUGAUACUUGUUGACUUUAACCCUUUUGGAGAAACGACUGAGGCACUUUUCUUCUCCUGGGAUGAACUUCGAGAUAGUUCAUUGGACUUGGAAUUCAGGUUUGCAACAGAUAGUAGUGGCGUUCAACCCCACCCUUAUCGACACUACAGCAUUCCACAAGAUUUUGUUGAUCUUAGUUCUGGAACUGAUCCCAACAAACUCAUAGAUUUCAUCAAUCUCAAAAACAGAACAGAGGAACAAAGACAGGAUUCGGAUAGCGAUUAAUUGAUUUGUAUUUAAUUAGGCACACUAUUUGCAUUUAAACUUGUCACUAAUUUACGACAAGGAUCUUAAAUUUACUUAAUUAUUUAGAAAAAAA